AUGUCCUCGGUUAAUUCACAAAUUCAAGAUCGAACCCUCUCUCUCCCUCGAAUUAUGUGUCUCCACGGCGGAGGAACAAAUGCAAAAAUCUUUCGGAUGCAAUGUCGGGCACUCAUCGCCCAACUCAAGUCAGAGUUCCGAUUCGUUUUCGCAGAGGCCCCAUUUAUAUCAGAAGCCGGCCCCGAUGUCAUGUCAGUGUAUAAUCAAAUGGGACCUUUCAAACGUUGGCUUCGUUGGAAACAAGAACAUCCCGACAUCGAGUCUGAACGUGUUUUGAGAGAGCUUGAUGAGUGUCUAGAAAAUACAAAGUUGCAGGAUAAUGAGCUCGGGGGUACGGGCGAGUGGGUAGCUUUGCUUGGCUUUAGUCAAGGGGCGAAGUUGUGCGCGAGCCUGCUCUAUCGACAGCAAGUUCGAGCCCAAAAAUAUGGCAAGCACGUAGCUAUUCAAGAAUAUCGAUUUGGCAUCUUGUUCGCAGGGCGUGGACCGUUAUUAUCCCUAGAUCCUACUUUGACCUUGAGUCCUGCCCUGCCAGAUGUGUCGCAAAUAACGGACUACACACAAAAUGUUCAUAGCCAAGGCCAUAUUUUGCGUAUACCAACAAUUCAUGUACACGGAACGUGUGACCCAGGCCUGGAUUUUCAUCGACAGCUAUUUGAAAAGCUGUGCGCGAGGGAAAGUAGGAGGUUGAUUGAGUGGAACGGAGAGCAUCGAAUGCCUUGGAAGUCUAACGAUGUGUUGCUCGUCGCUGAUGCCAUUCGUGCGCUUGCAAAGCAGGAAAAUAUCGCUGCUUGA
Molecule: messenger RNA, 792 nt
Organism: Glarea lozoyensis ATCC 20868
Lineage: Eukaryota; Fungi; Ascomycota; Leotiomycetes; Helotiales; Helotiaceae
Product: alpha/beta-Hydrolase
Exons: 1
Coding region: 1-792 (263 amino acids)
Biological process (GO): secondary metabolite biosynthetic process
Cellular component (GO): nucleus; cytoplasm
Source: RefSeq, a predicted model, not a curated record